Messenger RNA from Orycteropus afer afer, 2532 nucleotides. Lineage: Eukaryota; Metazoa; Chordata; Mammalia; Tubulidentata; Orycteropodidae. The record is from RefSeq and is a predicted model, not a curated record.
AUGGCAGCCUCCGGGAGCAGUUCCCUAUGGCCCCUGCCGUCCAAUCUCCCGAGAGGCUUGAGCACGCCAUCACCUGAGGCGCAGUCGAUCUCGCUGCACUCCGUCAAUGAGCGUCAGGGUUUCUCGGCUACUUUCCCCACGGGGCAGAGGUCGAAAGAUGCUUUCCACAAAACCUCCUCCUUCCUGCUUCGGCAGCUCAUUCACCGCUAUCGGGGUCUGGACGCAGAAGUGUGGGACGAGGACAGAGACGAGUUCGUGGUCGAGGCCCAGGACAGGAAACAGGCCGACGUGGAGUCCGAGGAGUCCUCAGAGUCCGAAAUGCUGAAUUUGGAGGAGGAAUUUGAUGGGGUCCUGAGAGAGGAGGUGGUGGCUGAGGCACUGUACAAAUUGGGGCGCUCCGGCUGUGGGACUGAGCAGGUCUACCUCAAUCUAAGCUUGUCAGGUUGUGAUUUAAUUGACGUUAGCAUUCUCCAUGGAUAUGUUCACCUACAGAAGUUGGACCUUUCCGUAAAUAAAAUCGAAGAUUUGUCUUGUGUGAGUUACAUGCCGUAUCUGGUAGAGCUGAACGCUUCUCAGAAUAAACUGACUACGUUCUUCCACUUCAAGCCACCCCAAAAUCUCAAGAGGGUGGAUUUUUCCUACAACCAAAUUCCCGAGAUGUGUGAUCUGUCUGCUUACCAGGCUCUCACGAAGCUGAUUCUGGACAGCAAUGAAAUAGAAGAAAUCAAAGGACUGGAACUCUGCAGUAACCUAACUCACCUUAGUUUGGCCAAAAACAAGAUCAAGACAAUUGAUGGCUUAAGCACGUUACCCAUCAAAAUUCUUCAUCUGAGCAGUAACCGGAUCGAGAAGAUCACAGGUCUGGAGGAGCUCGGAGCGCUGCAGACUCUGGACCUGUCCCACAAUCAGAUCAGCAGCCUGCAAGGCUUGGAAAAUCACGACCUCCUGGAAGUGCUCAACCUGGAGGAUAACAAGAUUGCUGAGCUGCGUGAAAUAGAAUACAUUGAAGAUCUGCCUCUCCUUCGAGUCCUCAAUCUCCUAGGAAACCCAAUUCAGGAGAAGUCUGAUUACUGGUUCUUCGUAAUUUUUAAGCUACUACGAUUAACAGAAUUAGAUCACAAGAAGAUUAAAGUGGAGGAAAAGGUUUCCGCGGUGAAUAAGUACGGCCCACCCCCGGAGGUGAUUGCGGCUCGAGACCACCUGACCCACGUCGUAAACAGCAUGAUGCAGCCACAGAGAAUCUUCGACAGCACCCUGCCUAGUCUGGAUGCUCCUUACCCCAUGUUGAUCCUGGCUGGUCCUCAAGCUUGUGGGAAACGAGAGCUCGCCCACCGCCUCUGCAGACAGUUUAGUACUUACUUCCGAUACGGGGAGGACUGUGCCCUGUUGACAGCCCUGCCCAGUCGCUGGCUGGAACAAUCGCUGACAGCCUAUCAGCGUCCUUAUCUCCAGCCAGUGGUUCCUGUAGUGGCGUACUUCAGAAGGAAGGAAAGCGGGGGCGAUAAAAGGUUUUUCUUUUCUUUCCCUCAGGCUUCAGGCAGUGGGCUCCUGGUCAUCACGAGCUUGGCCUUGCUGCAAGUGGAGGCUGGUGUAAGAAGUUUGAAAUAUUCCUAUUUUGAGCCUCGAUACAUCCUGGUGGUGCCCAUGAACAAGACAAAAUACGAGGGGUAUUUGCGGAGAAAGGGACUGUUCAGUCGUGCAGAGAUCGAAUGUGCCGUCUCCAGAGUGGACCUUUAUAUAAAAAUCAACCAGAAAUAUCCAGGAUAUUUUGAUGCAGUGAUCAACACAGAUGAUCUGGAAGUCGCCUACCAGAGGCUGAGUCAGCUUAUUAGAGGAUACCUGGGACUGACCGAGGAACCUGCCAAAGGCUUGGCACCAACUACAGAAGUCCAAACCUCUCUCCUUAAAACCAAAGAGCCUCCCAGGAAGCCUUCAAUCUUGAGUACGAGUGAUUUCCUGGAUUCUACAGACAGAAAUCACCUCGUUAAAUCAUGUGCCAGCCUUCCAUCCAAAGUAACGCCAGCGGAGAGAGUCUCUCUGCAGAGGCAGCAUGAGAGAGCCUGGCAGGCCCUAAUGGGAAAGACACCCCCUGAUCACACACUCCUUUUUCAAAGAGGCCCAGUUCCAGUACCAGAACCUAUCAUCAGUGAUCUACGUUAUUUUACACAGUUAGGAGAACCACAGAAAGGUUUUGAGUUUUAUGAUGAUUACGUUGUAACUCCCUUUGGAUCAUAUUCCGAGAAGAGCAGCAAAGAUACCUGUGAUGCUGACAAGUAUUCUGGAUUCAGCGAGUCUCAGUCGCGGUCAAAGGAACGGCUGUACUCAGAGGGCAGCAUUUCUUCACGCCCAGGAUUAGGAAUGAUUGGCAGCGAGGGCGCCCAGGCCCUGAAAGGACUAUCCAAAGCUUCGAUCUCACAUGAGAGAGGCACUCUCCAGGGCCGGAAGUCCGUGGUCCCUGUCAUCUCAGUCAUCUGUCGCCCAGGUUUCAACGUCAAACCCACCCUUCCUCCAAUCCCUCAGGGCCGUAAGUAG